Porites lobata is the source of this 7702-nucleotide messenger RNA. The record is from the annotation of a GenBank genome assembly. Lineage: Eukaryota; Metazoa; Cnidaria; Anthozoa; Scleractinia; Poritidae.
GAAAUUGACCCGUUAAGACAUGCGAAUGAGACAAGAAAGAUGUCUACUCGUCUAGCGAUGGCUGUUAAAAUUCUUCUACUAUUGGCUGCCAUACUCUUCACUUGGACACAAGGAGCCGGUUAGUCGAUUGUGUUUUGAUUGUACUCUCGUUGUUUCAAAGUAAAAAUGAGGCCGGUGUAACGGUGUUUUCUCGCUGAUCCACGCCCAGACCGGCCUACAUAAGAUAAACCAAGUUCAGCGUGUAUAGAAACUCACAGUUUGCAUUUUUCUCUGAAAUGAGUAAAUACGUAUACAUGUUAGUUACAGGUUGCUGGUUGUUACAUAUGCUGCACUCUCUCGCUAUUUUCAAGCUGUUUUCAACGCGCUUCCGGGACAGACGUGGAACCUCUGUCUGUUUCAUGAAUCACCAUUGAAAAAUGAUCUGACCUGGUUUCAAGAAAGAGAGCCCAAAAAACGAAUUGAAUAAAUAUAUAUGUUUAGUACAUCAUCCGCAAAUUCUUCCAAUGGACGUUCAUGAAACGUUACUUAAGCUUAUUGUAGCUGUUACUGAUCACCAUUACCACAUCAUUCACGCACAAGAGAGUAUUUAUUUAAUUGAGUGUGCUUCAAUAACCUCAGUGUCGCUAAUUAUGCAUUAUUUUCACUGCCUUGGUAAUGACGUUUUCGUGUCUCAAGCACCAUACCCUGUCUGCACGCAUAGGGGAACUUGGUUUCAUCGGAAUUUGUAAAAGAUCAGCUAUUCCAUUUAUGUGAUUGAACGUAGAUUUGUUUUACCAGCAGCCUCAUUGUCACAAUUUGCAUGGUCUUCCAUGACUUCCAUCAGACUUCCUGGUGAGCAAGAGAGGGUAAAGGGACUAAUUAUUCUGCAUUUUGCUUUCCUUUAAUUUUGCGAUAUGAUUUAGUAAACCUUUACCCUCGAACGGAUCCUCUCAUUUGACUGCUCCGUAUAUGUGAGAACCAGUGGUCUCGACUUAAGACUGAAAAUAAGUUAGAAUCUGGACAACCCGUUCAGGUUGCUUCCAGUAUAGUAUUGAGUACAGGAUUCUCGCCACUUCCCAGCGAUGGCAGAUUUAGGGUGGAAUCAUUUGAAGCAUAUAGCGCAACGACUAUACGCGUAUGCUGCAAAAAUCCACUCUUAAAUUACAUUAGCUUACAUUUAUCGCAUGCUAUCGUCAAAAUUCUGUUAAGCCUACAUUGAGUUCAAGCUUCAGCAAUGAGACUAGCCUGUUCCAGGCGUUCAGAUAGUGGGGAGCGAGGCGAAGUAAAAAGGAGCGCGAAAAAAUAAAAGCGAGGGAGCAGAGGUGAGAGAGGGAACCUCCAGUCUCCCUCUACUUUUCAUCGCUUUCUUUACUUCGCACCGCUCUCCACACUCUGAACGCUUGGAAAAGGCUACGAUGAAACGUGUAAACUUAUCAAAAUAUUUAAAAGUUGGCAAACACAUUAAUAGUCUUUAGCUGACAACGGUGAUGUCAUGACACGUCAUUCAUUGUUAUGAAUGGUCUGGAACCAUCCGCCAUUUUGAAUGAAUGAAAUGUAGUUCCAUUUUAGUUAAAUUGAUCUGUGUAUGAAAGGAUUGCUUAAAAGGCCAAAAGAAUCCUCCAGUUAUGAAAUUUCCUAGAGAAAUUAUCACUGUUGAAAACUGAACCCAGCAUCUGCCAUUUGGUCAUUCUUAAUUCAGGCUUUUUUUUGUCUCACUGAUCAGAUCAAAAAGUCUGGAUUACAUCGACAGUUGUACUAAAGUUAAUGGAAUAUUGCUAAAUUAAAUGUUAUACUAAAAUUCAAUUUUUAGCGAGGUGGGACUCUCAAGGUCUUAGUAGGUUCAAGCUGAGCACCAAGGGUAAGAAAAAAUGGUAAACUAUAGAUUCAAGAAAUUUUGGUAAACACGUGACCGUCUGUACAUCCGUCCACCGAAUACAUGCACAUGAAAGCCAAUGUCAUUGUCAAUGUCAAUUUACUCCCAGCGGUAUACUAAGACACGGAAAAUGACAAUAGCCUGUCAGUUACAUUGGCCAUCCAUAUGACAAAAUCAAUUGCCAGUUGCGGAAGACGAGUCUUUUUUUCGACUGAAUUUCAAUAUAUACUCUUACGUGGAUAACAGACAAAGAGCUAGACCGAAAAAGAUUACGAAUUUCUUUUUAAGAGAAACGUGAACAUAUUAUAGCGGCGGUGGGAAAAUGUGAAAUGCUAGUGGCCAGCAAGGUGAAAAUGAGGGGAACUGAAAGAAUGUUAACUGAGUAACAGAUUCAGCACUUUCUCCAUAAAACGUGUAACUAGGACGUUUCACGUUGUAGUCGUAUAAAACAAAGUCAAUUACAUGUGCCAAGUGCACAUGCAAAGUUGAUUUUUUUGCUAAUUACCAUUUAAUGUAAUUCUUACGACUGGACCCCUAACUUCCACUGUAAAACUAGACUUCAUCAGUUUGAAUAGGCCAUCUUCUAGUUACAAAAAUCCCACUUUCAAAACGAGGCUAAGUGCAAAACCCUCGUUGUGAAAAUGAGUUUUAUGUGCACGAGAAUAAAAAAUUCAUUUCCAUGUCAAUAGCUUCGCACCUAGCCUCGCUUUGAGACAAAAGGACAAUUCGGAAAUAGCCUUGGCUAUUUUUUGUCUUUGAAGUCUUUGCUGAAAGUUGACUGAUUCUUUUUUUCUCGGAGAGAUCUCGUAUUUCGUGCGUCAUAGUUGAAAUUUAGAGGGAAACAUGAAUUUAUAUAAUUAUUGUGAACUUUGCAUUUUGCUUAAGAACUAAAUUUUUAUAAAGCUUAGUUUCUCUUUUAAGGGCUUUGGAAGUAUUUUGAAGAAUGAAACAAUUAUAAUAGAAUUCGGCUUUUGUACAAUAUAACUCACAAUUUUGCAAACAGCGUGUAACACCAUCCACGCCCUGAAUAAUUUUUUUAUAUCCUAUUCAGUCUCAUUCAAUAAUCUUAAAAUACCAUGUAUUUCAUACGUCAGACACUUUUAAGCGAAUAGAAUCAAAGAUCCACUUUUGUUCUAAUUUCACUUCCAGAAGAUUUUCCACUUCUUCAUAUUAUCCGCAUUAAUUAAAAGUCUUACUAUUGCUUACAGUCUACAUGAUAUGUAUGAGCUACGCAUAUGUGAACGGAUCGAUUAAUUAGUUGAGACUAACAUUACAAGGCGUAAAACAAGACCUGUAUCAGAAGUAUUAAUAACAAGCGAAUAUUCAGUUUUUAAUCUUAAUAUAUAGUCUUUGUUAUUUCAAAUCAGGUGCACAGAGGACUACUUGGUAUAAGCCUCCUCCAGUUGAGACGGUUACAGAUCCCUAUAUGGUUCACACAAGCUACAUACAGCUUUAUGAAGGGUCCACUAAUCAACCAUUGAACUGGAGUUUUAGUCUCGAACUGGACAUUCUAUUGUUUGUGACUUUAAGUUUCGACGGUUCUUUCAUAGCCACCAUAGAUCCUUCAACUGGAAGUUUUUCAGUAAACCAAGGCUUCACCUCUAGAGUAAAUGUAACCUGGGUUAAUGGAAAUGUCACUCUGAUUAUCUUUAAUGUAACGUCUGCCGAUGAAGGAGUAUAUAGCUGUGAGUUAACUGGUUCUAAUUCAUGGACACGUAACAUUCGAGUGGCUACCGUAGGUAACUUAAUUCACACAUUGUACAUCGAAUAUUUUACUCUGGUAGAAGUUUAAGGCGUCCAAUUUCAUGCGGGUGCCCACAGGAUACCAAAUACAGCAGAUAAGGUCCUGUUGACGACCCUUAUUGUUGAAUAGAAGGAGAGAAAAAUGGGAGGGCAAAAAUGAAGGAUAAAUAUAUAUGAAUCUUGAUUUUAAAUUAUUUUUAAAAGGCUGAACUUCUUUAGUUGCAGUACAAUUAUACAUACUGAAUCUGUGCAGAAAGCCGCGAUUCACUCUCUCUCUCUAAUGGCGAAAAUGAAUGUAAUGAGUUUCCGUAGGAUUGUGAAUUGUUUAUUUUGGCUUACAGAUAUCUGCCCUUGUGGACUGAAUGGCAUGAAUUAUCCUUCAGUUUAUCUUUUUUUACGUUAAUGUUAUGAUUUGUAAACUUUUUUUCCUCGUAUGAUUUACUCUCCUAUUUCAUUGUUUUUAAGAUAUUGAUUUCUUUUGACGUCUUAGUAAUUUAGCAAAUUUUGUUAAGGUGAACAGAGCACUGUCACUAUAGUUUUUUUAAAAUCAGAAACAACUGAUGUCUUUCUCGUAAGGUAUAACUAUAUACUUUGUGUUUCAUACCUUCUAAUAGCUGAUUAAAGAGGCCAAUGGGUUUAUCUUCUUUUUGAUCCUUUGGUUCAAGUGCACUUUGGUAUCUUGUUCUCAACAACAAUAAACUGGGAAAUUUGUUUUCAGAAUUGUCAUAAGAUUUAAGUUACCAAACUUUUAAAAAUCCCUUUACCACAACUUGAAAACCACGAUCACAUUUCAAAAAAGUAAAGUAGUGAAACAGAAUUCUUCAUUUCAGAUUAUCCCCGCGCCCUAUUAAUAGCGAAGCUCUCGUGCGAGCGAAACGCGGGCAGCGGAGCAGCAUUGGUAAGAAAAUUUGAUUGCUUAUGCAUCCAAAAAAUUGGGGUUGUCACGUGACCGUACGCCCGCCCGUCCAUCUACCCCACAGGCUUACCAAUGUAAAAUAACUAGGGUGAACGGUGAAAAUGAGCGACAGUCAAAAAAUAAAAGUGUACAGGAACACAAGCAACAAAAUCUUUGGUGAACACAUGCAACACACCUCCAUAAAAAUAAUGUGUAACUGGGAAAUUUCACGGUUUAGUCGUUCAAAACAAUGGCAUUGUAGUCGUGCAAAACAACGGCAAAGAAAUGUACAAAAAGGUGUAGGGCACCUGCAAAUUUUUUUUUUCUUUUCUUUGUCGGUUUUUUUUUUUUUUUUUGCUAAUUAGAUCUGUUGAUUUUGUUGCCGUUCUCAUAGCCGUCGCCGUUUACCAUCGCACGAUUUUAUUUUUUGUUUAUAAGUAUAUUAACGAGAGCUUCGCUUUUAGCUCUGGCUAAAUCUAUAUAUUAUAUAUAUAUUGCACUUACGAAUUUUUGGCGGCAUUGUAUUUCAAUUUGCGGAAAUCCCGCAAUGUUCCCUCCAGAAUAAACCCUAUUUUACUACGUAUCUUUCAAUUAGCCGCAGCCAGCUUCAUCAACGUCAGCAGUGAUACGUCGUUGAUAGAGGGUUCAGUUCUGCAGCUAUUCUGUGAUGCAUCUGGCCGACCAGCUCCAAAUAUCACGUGGGUGAGAAUCACCUCAAGUGGCAGUGAGAGUAAUGUAUUACACAGGGGUACUACAUGGGAAUUUGAAAACGUCAGCAGGACUGAGGCUGGCACUUACCGCUGUAUAGCUUACAAUGGAGUAGGAAAUUCAGUGAGCCAUACACUAAGGGUGAAUGUGGAAUGUGAGUACAUUUAAUAUUUUCCGGCAGUUACAAGUAUACAUGCCUUAAUAAUGUAAACUUUGUUGCAAUAAUAGUUAAAUCAUUAGGAAACGGUGAUCCACAGUGCAGUUGAAGGUUGGGUGAGAAACUUGUUUUCGUCACUCUCACACCAGAAAAUUGCGUAGCUCGCAUUACUAACUAUACAUCUGUCUGGAUUUGCAGAAAGGUACCUCCAGAAUUUUUUAGCAACAGUCUCAUUUGAGGCUUGUUCAGUACCUGGCCAUUUUUUUUACUUACGAUGUUUUCAGUAACAAAACUGAAAACCUAACAAGCUGCAAUAGCCAAAAAAAAAGUGUUUGUAAUGCUGUUUGCAUCUCCCCUACCUAUCAUUUACCAUAAUUCUCACCGUGUCAUAAAACACUUGAAAUCAGCUCGCGCAGUAGAAGUUGUUUUUCGUGGUCGGUUCAUUUUCUAGAUUUCUUUUUAGCCGCCUGCAGCAAAGUUUUCCGGAGGGCAUCAUUAAGCCUUAUGAAGGAACAAGUCUUCACGAACGGCAAAGUCUGCCGUCGACCAAUAUGUUACCGUAUUUCGUCUCAUUUUCGCUAAACGAGUGAAACUCUGAUCUCGGGCUUGAGACGGAAAGGCAUCAUAUUGCGAGCUUUGAUGUGGGCGGUGACGAGUCUCUGGCCGCAAAAGUAGUUUGUAGGAGUCAAAUCUAUUCGGCCUGAGCAAAAUUGAUGCUGAUUUCUGACCAGGCCAGAGACUUAGUUAAAAAUUGUUUUGAAGGCCGGCCUCUAUUUGUCCCUUUCACAACGGCUCGUCUCCAUCCGGCCGGAUCUUGAAUAAAUCGACUGGGUUAGGACAGUUUGCAUGUGAUGAUUUAUGGGGAGAAAGGGAGAGUUAUUGAGCGAGGCGGUAAUUUGAUGAUAUUUCGCCUAUAUUAAGCGUGGUUCGUAUGUAUAUGACAUUACAAAGAACAGAUUAGAAAUAUAUCUUGAGCUUUCAUAAUACUGACUCACCCUAGUGUAUUGUAACAACUAGAUUUUAUCAUUUAUACAAGAGGGGGAGGGUCACUAAAAUGAUAUUUUAGGCCAAGGUCAAGGGAAGGGUUAGCAAAUUUAACUCCCACUGCAGGGAUAGGUCACCUCAUUUCCGAACCCAAAUUCAAAAUUCCCACCCCCCUCCCCCCCUGGUAAUUUCUGACAAGUCCCUUAUGAAGUCUUAUUUCGUGACCAUAACAACUGGUCAUCUCUAAACCUGUAUCAAAAUACGUGCGAGGGAUAAACGAAAAGCCACUGAAAACGUUAGGUGCUGACAUUUGAACGUCUAAAAAAACUUAGAAAAACCUCUCAGAGAGGGUGGAAUCAUUCCCCACUGUUCAUUGCGAUAAUUGUUAAUCAAAGUAAUCAUGUAAUUCACUUUUUUUGACCCUUUUAGCAGUUUCUCCACGUAAUAAUAGCACUCUUGAUAUCAUAAAAAUGUAUAUGUAUAUAGAAGAACAGCACUGAUUUAAGAAACAAAGAGGUAGUUCCUUCGUUUCAAAGGGCAAGUUUUUUUUUCCAUAAUGUACCUCAGUUUUUGAGAUCCACAACAGCAUAAAGUUUCAUAUUAUACCCUAUUGUUCUGUUCAUACUUCUUUUUUUGAUGUCCGUGCUAUUUAACUGAAGCUUAAUUUGUUCAUUUUUUUUCUGUAGUUCCUCCUGUCAUUGUCACUGCAUUAGAUCACAUAGCGUUAGAGGGAAGUAAUUUGACCUUGUUCUGCAAUGCAACUGGCAAUCCACAACCAGACAUCACAUGGACAAAAGUAGGAGACAGUAGUGUGCUGUCUUCAACGGAGACUUUAUAUCUAAUAAACCUGAGGAGAGAAGAUAAUGGUGCAGCGUACAACUGUAAAGCAAACAAUAGUCUUGGAUUCUACACAGUUAGCGCCUCGAUUACUGUGAUGUGUGAGUACACAUGCAUGGAAAACUGUGUAACAGUGUACUCAAGUUGACACUCUUCUGCUUUACAUUUCGUAAUAAAAUCAUCUUUAAAAUCCACCAUAGUGAACCAUUAAUACCGUGGUUUUAGUCACGUACUUGUUUUUAUACUAAUGUGUACAUUUCUUUCAGUUGCGCCAGAGGUGACAGUCUAUCAGUGUUCCACUCCAGUUAUUGAGGGUGAUAAUGCAGCACUUGGGUGUAAUGUGACUAGUAAUCCUGGGCCCAGUAUUGAGUGGGUCUUCGAAAGUACAGGGGAAGUUAUCUCUAGCUUGUUGAACAUCAGUCGAAACGAUGGAGGAGUAUAUCUAUGUAUUGCUAGGAAUAUCAUCGGGAACGACACCAAGAACUGUACAAUUGAUGUUCACUGUAAGUUGAUACGAUGUUCGUAG